Messenger RNA from Python bivittatus (Burmese python), 1480 nucleotides. The record is from RefSeq and is a predicted model, not a curated record. NCBI's taxonomy places the organism in Eukaryota, Metazoa, Chordata, Lepidosauria, Squamata, Pythonidae.
ACGACGUUCUAGAGGAUGAGGACCAACAUCAGCGGACCCCACUCGACCCCCAAAGGCGAAGGAAGUCCUUGUCUAUUCUGGAAACUGAGCCCCGAAUCCCGGAGGGAGCCGGUCCCCCUGAGCCGGCUCUUUUCCCCUCCACCCCCGGCUGCACCCUGCAGGCAAAGCCCGUCUCGCUUCCUCUUGGGCUCGCUCGAGGCCAGGGUGGGGCCGCAGGAACUUUUCGGCACAUUUACGGGGUUGGAUUGAGCGGAGAACGUCCCCAUGAGGCACGUGCACCACUCGGUAAAGCCAGGCACAGACCAGCAUCCCCCCCCAGCCACGUUCUCACCCCUAGAAAGCGCAGUACCUUAAAUUGCUUCUCUUGUGCUCACAAAGCCAAUUCUUGCCCCUUUUCCAACUGUGGAACUUCCUCAUUUCUCACCCAACUCCGGUAACAAGAGCCGGACCACUCGGCCUAUUGCAGAAGUGCAACGGAAAAAUCCGGGGGCCACCAGGCUGGGUGGGGAAUCCUGGGAGUGGAAGUCCACCCACCUUAAAGUCGCCAAGGUUGAGAAACAUGGCAUGAGAGUUGCCCCACUUGGCUGAAACCUUUCAGCCGGCCAAGGCAGCUCUGGCCGGGCUCAAACCAGCCAACCCCAGGUUGGUUGAGCGCCUGGCCUGGACCUCUCGCUGAGGCAUCCUGGGGCUGCUCCCGCUUGUGGGAGACUUUCGUGCCCGCUGACCCCCCUGCAGUUUUGGCAUCAGGACUGAUGAUUCUGUGUCUUGGGCAGUUGUAACUGAUGGGAGGGAGGUUGCUCAAGAAACCAUGGCUUAGUGUCUCUCCUUGCGCCAGACGACUGGACUGCUGAAAGAGCCUCCACCCACUUCCAGCUGGGACAGCCCAUGCACCUUCAGGCUGACGUCCGGGCAGAAAACCACCUUCCUCUGAGGCUCUGGGUGGAGAGCUGUGUCGCUGGCCUGAGCCCCCUGCCCACCUCUGGGCCCCAGUACGACAUUAUGGGCUCCAGCGGAUGCCUGCUCGACGGGAGGGAAGAAGGGGUCUCCUCCACGUUCCUCUCCCCACGGCUGCGCCAGGAGACCCUGCAGUUCACAGUGGACGCUUUCCGAUUCACUGGAGAGGCCCAGAGACUGAUCUACAUCACCUGCCACCUGAAAGUCACCCCAGCAGACCGGGCACCAGACGCCUGGAACAAAGCCUGUUCAUUCGACGCAGCCAGCCGUUUGUGGAUUCCUGUGGAAGGGCCGAGGGGCAUUUGCAGCUGUUGCGAGGCACGGAGCUGCGAUGGGACGGUGCAGGAGCCAGAGCUCCAGGGCCUCAACUCCGAGGAGAUGAGCUGGCAACGCAGCUUGGCAGGUAUUCCUCCUCCCGAAAUGGGCCAGGGCUGGCUGAACUGUUUGCAACAGGUAAAAUCCAAUGGGGUCAGCCAACGUGAGCCACAGUGUACACAUUGCAGAAAUCCAGGGAACCACUAGAGCA